Acytostelium subglobosum LB1 is the source of this 1266-nucleotide messenger RNA. RefSeq lists its product as hypothetical. Lineage: Eukaryota; Evosea; Eumycetozoa; Acytosteliales; Acytosteliaceae. The annotation marks the transcript as partial. The record is from RefSeq and is a predicted model, not a curated record. Gene Ontology annotation, cellular component: endoplasmic reticulum membrane. The transcript has a single exon.
AUGGAUGACUCAGAGGAACUGAUUGGAAACGUGCGCGUAUCCCUGCUCGACCGAUACGGCAACGUCAAGAAUUCAAUGUUCACGGACAAGAACUGGUGCUUCACCAAUGUGAUACCAGGCGACUACUGUGUCCAGGUCAAGCUGCGCGACUACUCCCUGACGAGAUACGAUGAGGUUCACAAUCACUUCAACAACUCAAAGAGCGGCCUAUACUGCUUCCACUUGGACCCCGAUCGCAGCAAGUGCUUCCCAACGCCAUCCUCUAUAUUCGAUGCCAACAACCUGACGAUCAACUCUGGCUGGUUGCCAGACGUCAAGUGCAACAUUGGCGGUUUUGCCUUCUUGGACGGCGACGCCAACGGCAAGUACAACAAGGGCGACAGUCUGUUGUCGGGCAUCAACGUCAACCUGUACGACAACAAUGGCCAGCUCGUCAAGACCACCACGACCAGCGACUCACUCGACGGCUGGACCUUCAGCGAGGUGCCAUCUGGCGACUACUGUGUCAACCUGGUCUCGGCCACGUACACGCUGAGCAGCAAGCAUCCCCAGGACAACCCAUUCGAGGGCACCGGCCUCAAGAACGUUAACAAGUGCUUCCGCAUCAACCGCGAGACAUGCAAUGAGAAGAACACCAUUGGUCUGCCAUUCGACAAGUCGCGCAGCAACUUGAUGCUCAAGUCGGCUUGGCGCGAGAAGACCUACGCGAUCGGUGGUUGCACAUUCUACGACUUUGGUAACAAGGACGACACGUUCUACGUGCCCGACGUCAAGGUCACCCUGACCGACGCCAACGGCAAGACGCUCAAGACCACCGUGUCCAAGGCCACCCCAGACGGAUGGCUGUUCGCCGGCCUGUCCGCGGGCGACUACUGCAUCAUCCAGCGCAGCGCCGACUACAACACCAACCUGGACACGGCCAGCGGCAACCGCUACAAGUACUGCUUCACUCUGAACGAGUCGACCGCCGUCGAGAACAACGCGCUCGGCCUGCCAUACUUGGAGCGCAAGAACCAACAUGUGCUCAACACGGGCUGGGUGUCCAGCCGCCAGUACAGCGUGGGUGGAUUCACCUUCCAGGACAAGAACCGCAAUGGAUUGUUCGAGAUGGACAAGGACGCCUACCUCGCCGGCAUCAAUGUGGCGCUGAUGAGUGUGGAUGGCGCGCAACUGAUGAGCACGCAGUCCAAGGGUCAAGAGAAUGGAUKGGGCGUUCGAGAGAUUGCCCGCUGGAAGCUAUUGCAUCAAGCAAUCAUCGUCCACUUA